GCUCUGCUACUGAUACUACUGCUACAUAAAUAGCUCCUCUCCUUGGCGUUUUCUCCUCAUCUCUCUAUAUGACACUGCUAUACUGAGAGAACAGAGAGGGUUCCUGUAGUUGAAACCUUGAUCUCCAUCUGGCCAAGAUCAUCGAUUUAAUUUGUCAACAUCACUGUUUCACCGUCCUCACUCCUCAGCAUGGGAUCUUGGAGACCAAGACUGCCUGGGUUUGGCGAGGGCUCACAGGCUGCUGAGCCUGGUGGUGGAAGAGGUCCUGGAAGAGGUGUUGGUGGUCGCGGUGGAUCCUACUAUCAGCAAUUCCCACAGGGUGGUCAUGGAGCAGGCUACUACCAGCAGAGACAACCUCGUGGAACAAUGACGUCGCAGCAGUGGCAGCCUACUGCUCCUGCUGGAGGGUAUUUGGACCAUGGCCAGACUUCCAGCGGAGUGCAGCCACCACACUACUACGGUGGUGGUAGAGGUGGACGUGGGGCUGGCCCGUCCGCCAUAGCUUCCGAGCUGCGCCAAGCAAUGGACAACAUCUCCUCACCAGAAGCAGGCUCUCCGGAGCUGUCACCACGCGCUCCUACAAUGGAAAUCACAGACCAGCUGAAAGAUAUGUCUGUACAGGAUGAAUCGAUCGUGCAAGCAUUUCCAGUGCCGAGCAAUUCAUAUAAGUUUCCUCAUCGACCAGGAAAUGGAAGUAUUGGCACCAGAUGUUUGGUGAAGGCAAAUCACUUCUUUGCUGAACUGCCUGACAAGGAUCUUCAUCAGUAUGAUGUUUCAAUCACCCCUGAAGUAACAUCACGUAUUGUGAGCCGUUCUGUGAUGGAAGAGUUGGUGAGGCUGCACAAGGUAUCAUACUUGGGAGGGCGGCUUCCAGCCUAUGAUGGUAGAAAGAGCCUUUACACAGCUGGGCCAUUGCCAUUUACUUCAAAAGAAUUUCACAUCACUUUACUUGAGGAAGAUGAUGGUUCUGGUUUGGAGAGGCGUCAGAAAACUUUUAAGGUGGUGAUUAAAUUUGCUGCGAGAGCUGAUCUUCAUCGUCUUGAGCAAUUUAUAGCUGGAAGGCAGGCAGAGGCUCCUCAAGAGGCCUUGCAAGUUCUUGAUAUUGUCCUGCGAGAGCUGCCAACGGCAAGAUAUGUACCAUUUGGUCGCUUGUUCUUCUCUCCUAACCUGGGGAGGAGGCGAUCCCUUGGCGAGGGAUUGGAAAGCUGGCGUGGAUUUUACCAGAGCAUUCGUCCUACUCAAAUGGGCUUGUCAUUGAAUAUCGAUAUGUCGGCUACUGCUUUCUUCGAGCCGUUACCUGUCCUUGAUUUUGUUGCACAGCUUUUAAAUACUGACAUCCACUCUAGGCUCCUCUCAGAUGCUGAACGUGUUAAGAUCAAGAAGGCCCUAAGAGGAGUGAAAGUGGAAGUUACUCACCGUGGCAAUAUGCGACGAAAGUAUCGAAUAGCUGGUUUAACAUCUCAGGCAACUCGGGAGCUAACUUUUCCCGUUGAUCAAGGAGGCACAAUGAAGUCUGUUGUACAAUAUUUUCAAGAGACAUACGGCUUUGCCAUCCAGCACACCUACCUACCCUGUCUACAAGUUGGCAAUCAUCAGCGUCCAAAUUACCUUCCAAUGGAGGUCUGCAAAAUAGUGGAGGGACAGAGGUACUCCAAGAGAUUAAGCAAGAGUCAGAUAAGAGCUCUUUUAGAGGAGACAUGCCAGCGUCCACAUGAUCGGGAGCGUGACAUAAUUCAGAUGGUGAAUCAUAACUCCUACCAUGAGGAUCCUUAUGCUAAAGAGUUUGGCAUUAAGAUCAGUGAGCGUUUGGCUUCAGUUGAGGCACGGAUUUUACCUGCUCCUCGGCUCAAGUAUAAUGAGACUGGUAGAGAGAAGGACUGCUUGCCUAGAGUUGGUCAGUGGAAUAUGAUGAACAAGAAAAUGGUAAAUGGUGGUAGAGUCAGGAGCUGGAUGUGUGUCAACUUUGCUCGAAACGUGCAAGAGAGCAUUGUUAGUGGAUUCUGUCGUGAACUUGCUCGCAUGUGCCAAGCCUCAGGAAUGGACUUUGCUUUGGAGCCUAUUCUUCCUCCUAUGCAUGCACAUCCUGAUCAAGUGGAGCGAGCUUUGAAAGCCAGGUUCCAUGAUGCCUUGAACAUGCUAGGACCACAGCGCAAGGAACUUGAUUUGCUUAUCGGGAUACUUCCUGACAACAAUGGCUCUCUUUAUGGUGAUUUGAAGCGUGUCUGCGAAAUAGACCUUGGGUUGGUUUCGCAGUGCUGCUGUGCGAAGCAAGUUUUUAAAAUGAACAAACAGAUACUGGCAAAUCUUGCUCUGAAGAUAAAUGUCAAGGUUGGAGGAAGGAACACUGUACUGGUUGAUGCAGUGUCAAGACGCAUUCCUUUGGUCACUGACAGGCCUACCAUCAUAUUUGGUGCUGAUGUAACCCAUCCUCAUCCUGGCGAAGAUAGCAGCCCUUCAAUUGCUGCCGUUGUGGCCUCCCAAGAUUGGCCUGAGGUGACAAAGUAUGCUGGUUUAGUUUCUGCUCAAUCUCAUAGGCAAGAGUUAAUAGAGGAUCUGUAUAAGGUCACACAUGUCCCUCAGAGAGGAACCAUCUAUGGUGGCAUGAUCAGGGAGCUGCUUAUAUCCUUCAAAAAAUCAACUGGUCAAAAGCCCCAGCGACUAAUAUUCUAUAGGGAUGGUGUCAGUGAAGGCCAGUUUUACCAAGUUCUUCUGCAUGAGCUUGAUGCAAUUCGAAAGGCUUGCGCGUCGCUGGAAGCAAAUUACCAGCCACAGGUGACUUUCAUCGUGGUCCAGAAACGGCACCACACGAGAUUAUUUGCACACAACCACAAUGAUCAGAAUGCAGUUGAUAGGAGUGGAAACAUACUACCUGGUACUGUUGUGGACUCCAAGAUUUGCCAUCCUACAGAGUUCGACUUCUUCCUGUGCAGCCAUGCUGGCAUCAAGGGCACAAGCCGUCCUGCUCAUUACCAUGUCCUGUGGGAUGAGAACAAGUUCACGGCUGAUGCACUGCAGACUCUUACCAACAACCUCUGCUACACCUAUGCGAGGUGCACACGUUCUGUAUCUAUCGUUCCACCUGCAUACUACGCUCAUCUGGCUGCCUUCCGCGCCCGUUUCUACAUGGAGCCGGACAGCUCGGACAGCGGUUCAAUGGCGAGCGCCCUUGGCCGUGGAGGGCAUGGGCAGUCGACGUCCCGCAGCACCCGCGCGGCCGCCGGUGGAGCCGUCAGGCCCCUGCCUGUGCUCAAGGACAGCGUCAAGAGUGUCAUGUUCUACUGCUGAGCCUGAGCUGAUGGAGUAUUAUAUAUCUGCGUCUGUCUGAUUUGCUUCUGCUCAUGUCAUCUCCUAC
Phragmites australis (common reed) is the source of this 3352-nucleotide messenger RNA. RefSeq names its product protein argonaute 1D-like. Gene Ontology annotation, molecular function: protein binding; RNA binding. Gene Ontology annotation, biological process: regulatory ncRNA-mediated post-transcriptional gene silencing. Bases 190 to 3285 code for a protein of 1031 amino acids. The transcript has 23 exons. Lineage: Eukaryota; Viridiplantae; Streptophyta; Magnoliopsida; Poales; Poaceae. The record is from RefSeq and is a predicted model, not a curated record. Gene Ontology annotation, cellular component: cytoplasm.